This is a messenger RNA of Eutrema salsugineum, 1597 nucleotides long. RefSeq lists its product as uncharacterized. The transcript is spliced from 9 exons. NCBI's taxonomy places the organism in Eukaryota, Viridiplantae, Streptophyta, Magnoliopsida, Brassicales, Brassicaceae. Bases 100 to 1290 code for a protein of 396 amino acids. The record is from RefSeq and is a predicted model, not a curated record.
CUGAGAAAGUCCCUAAUUCCCAUAAGCUUUACUUUCGAUAAAGUCGAAAGACCGGAACUUUUCAAGCUAAAUCUUAUUCUCCUCUCCGUAGAAUCUGCCAUGGAAGCUCUCUCUACUUCAGCAUACAUCUCUAAUUUACCGGAAACAAAGCCACUCCUCAAAUCUUCCUUGCUACGCGCUUCAUCCCAGUCUUCGUGUUGGUCGUGUAAUUCGCCAUCCAAGCGAUUCCCCAAGCUGAGAAUCAGAGAUGGAUCAAGUCAUGGGCUUCGGAUACAAGCUCUCUUACAUAACGAGACACCAAGUGAAGGUGAAGAUAAUAUCGCUGAAAGUAGUGGGUUUGGCUUUUUUCCCGGGGAUAUCUUCUCUUUAUCACAGGAAAAGCUUGGGAGUAAUCACAACGGUGAAACUUCUCAUAGUGUAAUUGAUGUGGAGUCAUCUCUUGCACUUCCUCAGGGUGCUGGGAAUAGUGGGGGAAAUCGUGCAGGGCUUUUUCGAACUCCAAUAUCUGGUGGAGUUCAAAAUGCAACAUCAGCUCAUGCGUUACCUCGUCCUGCUUUAGCUGUACGGAACUUGCUCGAGCAGGCUAGGUUUGCUCAUCUAUGCACAGUGAUGUCUAAAAUGCACCACCGCAGAGAAGGGUACCCAUUUGGCUCUUUGGUUGAUUUUGCACCUGAUCGGAUGGGGCAUCCGAUAUUUUUAUUCUCACCGUUGGCCAUCCACACACGAAAUCUCUUGGCUGAACCAAGAUGCAGUCUCGUUGUUCAGAUACCUGGAUGGAGUGGCUUAUCGAAUGCGAGAGUGACAUUAUUUGGUGAUGUGUACCCAUUGUCAGAAGAUGAACAGGAGUGGGCUCAUAAGCAAUAUAUUGCAAAGCACCAGCACGGGCCUUCCGAGCAGUGGGGAAACUUUCACUAUUUUAGAAUGCAGAACAUAAGUGAUAUAUAUUUUAUCGGAGGCUUUGGCACUGUCGCUUGGGUUGAUGUCAAAGAGUAUGAAGCUUUACAGCCAGAUAAAAUAGCUGUGGAUGGUGGUGAGCAGAACCUCAAGGAACUGAAUGCCAUCUUCUCGAAGCCGCUUAGAGAGCUACUUUCUAGUGAAACAGAGGUAGACGACGCUGCUCUCAUUUCUAUAGAUAGCAAAGGGAUAGAUGUACGGGUUCGUCAAGGUGCUCAGUUCAGCAUUCAAAGGCUAGCAUUUGAGGAAGGUCAUGGUGUUGAAACGCUAGAAGAAGCUAAAUCUGCGCUAUGGAAAGUGAUAGAGAAGGUGAAACCGAACUAUUUCCAGAAAUGACCAAGAUCUGGAAUUUGCAGAAAUGACGACGAAUCCCCUUUCCUCUAGAGGGGUCUUUAAAUUAGUAGGACGACAGUUAAAAUUUUAAGUUUUGUUGCUCUUUUCCUCUUUUUUGACUAGCUGAAAUUUUGUAGUUUCUAUGUUUUGCCCUCCUUUCUGUUGAGCAACAAAAUGGGGUACCACGUCAAUCUUGGAAAUAUGGGAUUGAAGUCUGAGUUUCUGGGCGUUACUGAUAUUUCUAUAUUACCAAAGCCGUUUAUUAUCGUUACACUCUACAUAUAGUCGAAAUUGGAAAAAUGCCGAGAGG